Molecule: messenger RNA, 960 nt
Organism: Tetrapisispora phaffii CBS 4417
Lineage: Eukaryota; Fungi; Ascomycota; Saccharomycetes; Saccharomycetales; Saccharomycetaceae
Gene: RLP7
Product: Rlp7p
Exons: 1
Coding region: 1-960 (319 amino acids)
Biological process (GO): maturation of LSU-rRNA from tricistronic rRNA transcript (SSU-rRNA, 5.8S rRNA, LSU-rRNA)
Cellular component (GO): cytosolic large ribosomal subunit
Molecular function (GO): RNA binding; structural constituent of ribosome
Source: RefSeq, a predicted model, not a curated record
AUGUCAGCCAAUUUAAAUUCAAAUCCAGAAGUUCUUUUACGUAAGAGAAGAAAUGCUGACAGAAUAAGAUUAGAAAGACAAGAGAAGGUCAAGCAAAGACAAAUUUUAAGAGAGAAGCAAAAGAGAGAUAACAAGAAUAAAUUUUUAAGAUUUGAAAAUAUUGCUGCUACUGCUUUAGCAAGUGAGAGAGAAACUGAAAGAGUUAAGAGAAUUAGUACAGUCGAAAUUAAGAAGUCCAUGAAUGAUGUAUCCAAUCUGGGUUCCGUUUCUGAUUUCAUCUUAAAGAUUACUGAAAAGACACCGGAACAAAUUUUGGAAGAACAAGAAAGUGGUAUCACAAUUGAAGGUGAAGAAGAUAACUUAAUCAGAGAAAAAAUUCGUUAUAACAAUGAGGAAACCUUAAUUUUCGUCGUUAGAGUAGAUGGGCCUCUUUUAGCUAAGGCACCACAAAAGGUGCAAAAAAUUUUAACUAUUUUAAGAUUGACUGAAAAAAAUACUGGUGUGUUUGUGAUUCUAAAUAAACUUGUAUUCCCAUUAUUGAAAAUGAUUGCUCCAUAUGUUGUCAUCGGUAAACCAUCUUUAUCAACUGUUCGUUCUUUAAUACAAAAGAGAAGUAGAAUCUUAGUGAAGGAUGAAGAAAAUCCACAUUCUGCUAAUUCAAUGAAAGAAGUUAUCUUAAAUGAUAAUAAUGUCAUUGAAGAACAAUUAGGGUCAGAAGGUAUAAUUUGUAUGGAAGACAUAAUCCAUCAAAUUGACAAAAUGGGUGACAAAUUCCAAACCUGUUCUUUCUUUUUACAACCAUUCAGAUUAAACCAAGAAGUCUCUGGUUUCUCAGCUUUGAGUAAAUUACGCAGAAUCCAAGUUGCCGAAAGUCAAGAUAAACUGCGUUUUAAAUCAAAUUCCUCUUCAGCACCUAUCACCGAAGUCGACAUCGAUGCACUAAUUGGUAAAAUGAAUUAG